Messenger RNA from Schistosoma rodhaini, 1657 nucleotides. The record is from the annotation of a GenBank genome assembly. NCBI's taxonomy places the organism in Eukaryota, Metazoa, Platyhelminthes, Trematoda, Strigeidida, Schistosomatidae.
AUCGGUUGGUUUAUGUCAGUUGUCCAUGAUGAUGCUGCAUCGUGCAUGUGUUAAUAUGUGCCAAUACUCCAGUUUGACCUUUUUGGUGACCUUCAUGGCAUGGUUUAGUUUCGUCUCUUCAUGAUGCACCUUCGCAACCAUUGUUUAUAUUGUUGAGCUUAGACAUUUAUACCCAGGAAUAUCUUCUUAAGCGAAAGCUCGAGUUGACUGAAUUGAACAGACUCUGUAUAUACCUAACUUUUCGAAUUACAUUGUAAAGACUGGGGGAUGGUUUUCGGCUCGUGCUUAGGAUCUGCAGCAUUGAAAACUAUUCGACCUGUUGGAUUUCAUGUACAUUUUCCGAGGUACCUACUUACCUCGUCCAAAUCAGUAUCCGUCCCAGCCAGUCAGGCAACAAUUCAGGCCUCACCAAUUGUUGGUCGAUGGCUCUUGGGUCUUUCUGGCAUGACUUUUGGUGCUAUUUUGCUUGGUGGAGUUACAAGAUUGACCGAGUCUGGUCUCUCAAUGGUUGACUGGCAUCCGUUUAAGGAGGUACCUCCUUUCAGUGAAGAACAUUGGCGACUAGAAUUCGAAAAAUACAAGAAGUUCCCUGAACAUGAACAGCAAGUUUAGAUUUUUUUAUCUACGUCCUGUUCAGCUAUGUAAAGGAGCGUGGAGAAAUGUCAAUCACUCAAUUCAAGUUUAUAUGGUAUAUGGAAUUUAUUCACCGAAUGUGGGGUCGGACGAUCGGUGCUGCCUUUGUUUUCCCAGCAAUCUAUUUUUUUUACAGAGGUUAUUUCUCUCCAGUCAUGAAAUCUCGCAUUUUUAUUUAUGGGGGACUAAUUGGAUUUCAGGGUGUUUUGGGCUGGCUUAUGGUACGCAGUGGUCUCAAAGAACCUAGACGACCGGCAGGUCUUCCACCAAAUGAGAAUUAUAUUGGUGUUCCACGUGUGGAUCAUUAUUGGCUUUGUGCUCACUUGGUUUCAGCGAUUAUUCUAUAUUCAUUACUUCUGUGGGGUAGCUUUAACCAUAUGGCUUCUCAUUCUUUAGUUAAACCAUUCAGCAGCGUCAAACGACUUAAAGCAUAUGGUCAUAUGGGUAAAGCUCUAACGUUCGCAACCAUAAUUUAUGGUGCUUUUGUUGCCGGUCUUGAUGCAGGAUUAAUCUAUAAUUCAUGGCCAAAAAUGGCUGAUAAGUGGAUUCCUGAUGAUUUAAUUGUAUCUCGUUAUGGUUCUACUGUGAGAAACGUUUUGGACAAUCCAACUGCAGUUCAAUUUAUUCAUCGGAUGCUAGCUUAUACAACAGUUUUAACCACAGGAUUAUUGUGGGUAAAUGUCAUGCGUUUAGGUGUAGCAUGUACAGGACCACGUAUUAGGAAUGCUGCACACUUGGUUUUGGGUGCUGUAUUAGGACAGUCAUUACUUGGCAUAACAACUUUAUUGUGUUAUGUACCAGUUUCAUUGGGAUCAUUGCAUCAAUGCGGUGGUGUUGUUUUGCUUUCAUCCUUACUCUGGUUUACUCAUUGUUUACGUGCUGUUCCAAAAUAAAAACUUGCUAACACUUUUUUUUGUGGGAAAUAAUUGCAACUUUUUUCAUCAUCUCAUUCAUUUUCUAGAUGUUCCAUUAUAAUCAUUGUGAAUAUAAUCUUUAUAAAUAUAAUGCACAAAGUAUUCAAAUU